Molecule: messenger RNA, 525 nt
Organism: Rotaria sp. Silwood2
Lineage: Eukaryota; Metazoa; Rotifera; Eurotatoria; Philodinida; Philodinidae
Source: the annotation of a GenBank genome assembly
AUGGCUAAUGGUGAUCUAUCUACUUCGCUACCAUCAAUGAAAAAGCAUUCAUAUUCACAUAAACAUCGAAUUCUUACUCACAAUCAAACAACAGGAAAAAAUCUUAAUGAUGAUCUUCCGAAUAGUGAUAUUUCAACGACAGGAAAUAAUUCAACAACAAAAUUGCCAUCACUUCUUUCAAAAUCAAGCAUUUUUCCUUCUCCAUCUGAUGCAAUGCGUUUUAAAAGAUAUCGUUCACCACGAAAAGAUAUUGUUACAACAUCAUCAUUGACAAAAAUUGAACGACAAACAACAAAUAUUAUUUCUCAAACUCGUUUACCAACGUUAUAUACAACAUCAAAUAAUAAUGAACAAAAACGAAUAUCUGAAUUUCAACGAAGACAAAUUUAUGCAUUAAAUCAUCUUAUGCGUGAAUUAGAACAAGAACAAUUUCAACAAUUUUGUAAAUUAAAUGGUAUUGGUACUGAUAAUUCUGAAGGCAGUGUUUCAAAUAAUGACGAUUCAAAUGAACAAUCAUCGACAUAA